AGGCUGACAUUAAUGGAACAACUUCUGCUGUCCACUUCCUGUUCCGUCCUGAUGGUCAGCUACAGCGGGUUCAGCAUGAAGGCAGCUCAGAUCAGACACAUUCUCAGACCGGAAGCGGACAGUUUGUUCAUCUACAGGGCGGGGUUGGUGGUGCCCGUCAAGAUUCACAGUCUUCUUUAG
Lymnaea stagnalis (great pond snail) is the source of this 180-nucleotide messenger RNA. The record is from the annotation of a GenBank genome assembly. Lineage: Eukaryota; Metazoa; Mollusca; Gastropoda; Lymnaeidae.